Messenger RNA from Colletotrichum lupini, 717 nucleotides. RefSeq lists its product as uncharacterized. Bases 1 to 717 code for a protein of 238 amino acids. The transcript has 5 exons. The record is from RefSeq and is a predicted model, not a curated record. Lineage: Eukaryota; Fungi; Ascomycota; Sordariomycetes; Glomerellales; Glomerellaceae.
AUGGCGACUAGAAGAAAGGCCACCUUCAGUUCAAGCUCUAGCCACCUGUUCAUACCUAUUGCCCAAUGGAGGUCAGAAACACAUCUUCAGCGCCUCCUAGUCAGCACAACUACAAACAAUCUUGCUCUUGCUUAUGAUAAGAAUCUGGGGCGUUUGGUGACUGCGGGAAGAUGUCUCACACAACAUUUUCGGGAGAUAUCAGGCACCACGAUGUGGACAGCCACUACUGUUACAGACCUUGAUGAGCCAUGUGGGCCAAAUCCCGAAAGGCGGCAAGUAUGCGAAUGCGACAAAGGCUAUAAGAUGGCCGUGACAACCUCGAGACUGAACCCCGACAACUUUGACCCUCACCUUUACGUCAGCUCGGUAGCUUUGCACUUCAGGAUUAGGGGUAUAACCAACUUCAGCUUCUGGGCAAGAGUCCCUUUUACUGCUGUUGAAACCAGAGUUGAGCUUGCCUAUAUCCCAGCCUGUAACGGUGGUCCUAUAUCUCGCAGGUAUUCCAUCACUGAAUACUCUUUCCGCCAGUACGAGGACUGGGCUGAAGCCAUUGACCGAGUUGCUUCAUACCAUCGCAAAGACUUUGGCGUCUCGAAGCGAAUCAAUGCAAUUUUCUCGUUAUGGCAGAAGGUCAGAGAGCUGGAGGCGUCGCCCAUACAACUGGUCGAAAAGUCAGGUCUUGACGGAGCCUUCAGGCCAGUGGUCGAUGGCAACUGA